This is a messenger RNA of Asparagus officinalis (garden asparagus), 1940 nucleotides long. RefSeq lists its product as uncharacterized. The record is from RefSeq and is a predicted model, not a curated record. Gene Ontology annotation, molecular function: zinc ion binding; nucleic acid binding. NCBI's taxonomy places the organism in Eukaryota, Viridiplantae, Streptophyta, Magnoliopsida, Asparagales, Asparagaceae. The transcript is spliced from 7 exons. Bases 141 to 1556 code for a protein of 471 amino acids.
CGGAGCACCAGAACUCAUGCGGCGAAGAACCAGAACCAACAAGCUAGGGCUUCCUUCAGUUCUCCCAUCGAGGAGAGAGAAGGGGAGUGAGCAUAAACCCUAAUCCCCCUCAAACUCCAUUAAGGUGUAAUCUCUUAUAGAUGGCAAGAGAACCAAGCCCAGAAAUAGAUGACGAGCUUUUCAAUGAAGUUUAUGGGAAGGAAUAUACUGGUCCACCUAGACCAACUGGAAAUAAUGGAAGUGGAACCAUGAACAUGGCCAAUAAAAGACCACAUGAUGACCAUUCUGCUGAUGAUGAGGAGCCUCCAGAUCCUAAUGCUGUUCCUACUGAUUUUACUAGCAGAGAGGCCAGAGUUUGGGAGGCUAAAGCUAAAGCAACUGAAAGGAAUUGGAAGAAGAGAAAAGAGGAAGAGAUGAUCUGCAAAAUAUGUGGGGAAUCAGGUCAUUUUACUCAGGGUUGCCCAUCCACUCUUGGGGCAAACCGCAAAGCUGCAGAUUUUUUUGAGAGAGUACCUGCAAGAGACAAGAAUGUGAGAGCCCUUUUCUCUGACAAAGUGAUCAGUCAGAUUGAGAAGGACGUUGGUUGCAAAAUCAAAAUGGAUGAGAAGUUUCUAUUUGUCAGUGGAAAAGACAGGCUAAUCUUGUCUAAAGGUGUAGAUGCUGUUCACAAACUUAUUCAGGAUGAUAAAAAUAAAAGCUCUACAAGUUCACACGGGGCAAGAUCCAAAUCCCCUGUUCGAAGUCCAGCAGAUUCUCAUUAUAGGCGUUCUGAGUCCCAAAAGUCGAAUCCUAGUCCAAGAAGCAUGUCACGCUUCCAGAAUAGGCCAUUUAAUCAAGAACGGAUUAUUGAAAAUCGAGUACGUGAUGAUCUGCAAAAGCUGUCAAGGGAUUCACCACGUGGAAGAGCUUAUGCUAGUGAUGGACCAAGAGGACAAUCAACCCACUCCAGAUCACCUCCACGCACUAGUUUUCGACCAGAUUCUUUUAGUUCAAUUGAUGGUCAUAGUCAUAACACUGCGGUGCAGAAAACUGAUAGCUGGAAUGUAGAGAGAGGUAGGACAGAUUUUCAUUCUGAAAAGGGGUUCAGUUUUCCUCCUAAUCCACAAACUUUGGAAGAAUUAGAAAUGGAAUUUAAGAGGGAAGCCAUGGAUAUUGGAAGACUUCGUGACCAAGAGGAAGAUGAAGAAAACUACAAGCAUCGUGAGUAUGUACGGGAGCUGAGAGAGAACUAUAUGAAGAAACUUGCUGUUAUGAGAGGCAUGCACUUGAAACAGUGGGAGGAAUUUCUUCAGUUUGAUAUCCAAAGGCGACAGCAAUCUCGCUUCAAUGCAUACAACCAACCUGCUUACCCAGAAUUUAACCAGUCGUCCAGGGAUCCUCAAUACGGGGGAGCCAAUUUACCAAUGGAUUCAAGGAACAGACACCCUUUUCCUAGUGAGGACUACCAGGCCUCGAGGCCCCAUGAUUUAUAUGGUGGUGAUUUUCAGCGUCAAAGGCGUGAUGAUUUUGGGAAUCAGAGGCAUGAUGAUUUUGGGAGGGCCUAUGGCAGAUAUUGACCUUAGGAUGUAUUUGAAGGGGUGCGUAUAUCGUCGUCCCAGAUAACCCUUCAAAGCUUUGAUUCUCAGGUAAGUAUUCAUAACUAUCUGGAGGUAAAUCAUAUUCAGGGAAUGUAUGCGGUCGGUUAAUGAAGAUGUUGAUCUGGUAAAGAUUUUGCAUAUGUAGACGGUAUUUGGACUCGGUGACACCCUCCUGGGUUUUGUUUGCAAGGUAGCUUCUUUGUAGUCGCUUGUAUUUUGUCGUUCCCAAAUGCAAAGUGGGUAAAUCUCAUAAUUGCAUGCUUGUUCCAUUCUUCAAAAAUUGGAUGAAUACUCAGAAAGUGGAUAUUAUUGGUUGACUGUCGCUGUCAAUAGAUAAAAUGUGUGCGUGCUUACUUUGUUUAG